UUGUUUUCCGUAGGUUGCGGAGGGGCUUGCGGGUGCCGAGAGCGUGAGAGGGCGACGACGGCAACAGCAGCAAUAAUAGAGGCGGCAUGUCCGGGGGCUGGGGCCGAGAUAUGAUGGACUAUGGCGGCGGUGGCGGGGCCGGGAUGUCCGGGGGCGGGGGCGGCGGGGGCGACGGCCGCAUCUAUGUGGGCAACUUGCCGGCGGACGUGCGCGAGAAAGACUUGGAGGAGCUUUUCUACAAGUACGGCCGCAUCCGGGACAUCGAGCUGAAGACCAAGCGCGGCCUGGUGCCCUUCGCCUUCGUGCGCUUCGAGGAUCCGCGAGACGCAGAAGAUGCAAUAUAUGGGAGGAAUGGUUAUGAUUAUGGCCAGUGUCGUCUACGUGUUGAGUUUCCUAGACCUUCCAGAGGUCGGGGUGGAGGCUUUGGUGGGGGGCCUCGUGGGAGGAAUGGCCCUCCUUUGCGACGUUCUGAAUUUCGAGUCCUGGUUUCAGGGCUUCCUCCAUCAGGCAGCUGGCAGGACCUGAAGGAUCACAUGCGUGAGGCUGGUGAUGUAUGUUAUGCAGAUGUACAGAAAGAUGGAAUGGGGGUGGUUGAGUUUCUUCGCAAGGAAGACAUGGAAUACGCACUGCGUAAACUGGAUGACACCAAAUUCCGGUCUCAUGAGGGUGAAACAUCCUAUAUCAGAGUCUGUCCUGAAAGAAGCAUCAGCUAUGGCUACUCGCGCUCCCGUUCUGGUUCAAGGGGUCGCGAUUCUCCAUACCAAAGCAGGGGAUCACCACGCUACUCCUCUCCGUUCAGGCCAUUCUGAUUCACCCAACAGGAACUUCUAAAAUGUGAACUGAGCUCAUGAUUUCUGCUCAGAGUUUACAUUCCAAAAUGGAUGGAUAUAGUCUUUCGUAGGAAGCCUUUUUUUUCCUUUCUAUUCAACGAUCUUUUUUUAUGAAUUACAGUUUUUACUAGGGAAGUGUUGGUAAUGAAAUGCUAUAAACCGUUGCCACUUAAGACUUUUUGUUUGGAAAAUGUAAAUUGUUUUGUUUCUCCUCCUAAGUGAGAAAAAAUGAGCUUGAGAUUCAGCUUGUAUUGGUGUGUCCGCAGGAUGGUGGUGUAAAGCAGUGAAGCAACCUGUAUGGCUCGACCUGUUGUGAUGUUUUGAAAUAUACUUAUAUGUUUCUGUAACUUAAAA
This is a messenger RNA of Heteronotia binoei (common prickly gecko), 1184 nucleotides long. RefSeq names its product serine and arginine rich splicing factor 9 (gene SRSF9). Bases 87 to 809 code for a protein of 240 amino acids. Lineage: Eukaryota; Metazoa; Chordata; Lepidosauria; Squamata; Gekkonidae. The record is from RefSeq and is a predicted model, not a curated record. Gene Ontology annotation, molecular function: mRNA binding. The transcript is spliced from 4 exons. Gene Ontology annotation, cellular component: cytoplasm; ribonucleoprotein complex; nucleus.